Messenger RNA from Oncorhynchus keta (chum salmon), 1424 nucleotides. It is a transcript of the gene c34h2orf76, whose product is annotated as chromosome 34 C2orf76 homolog. NCBI's taxonomy places the organism in Eukaryota, Metazoa, Chordata, Actinopteri, Salmoniformes, Salmonidae. The transcript is spliced from 5 exons. The record is from RefSeq and is a predicted model, not a curated record. Bases 252 to 563 code for a protein of 103 amino acids.
CACAAAUUCGUUUGCUCUUCUCUUGCGGAAGGGCCGUCAUCCCGGAAGCGCGUGUUUAUUUGUUGAAACUUUAUUAAGAACAGACAAAUCUUUACCAGUAUCUAGCAAUAAAGGUUCGGCUCGGGUUCUAAAUUAGUAUGAGCAUCAAUGUAUGCUUAAAGGGUUGCAGUGUCGACAUUUUACUGUAAAGAGACAUUUGCUUUGCUAGCGAGAAGUAAACAGUCACCUAACGUUAGCUUGCCAGCUACAGUAUGUCCAGCGAGGCAGUCUUAACUGUUCGCUUGGUAAGGUCUUUUGAGCACCGAAAUUUCAAGCCAGUUGUAUUUAGUGGCGUGAAUUUAGAUCAAACGGUCCAGGAAUUUAUCCAGUUUGUGAAAAAUGAAGUUACCAUGAGAGCCGGUUUACCACCCCCCUUCAAGAAUUUUGGCUACGACACAAUGAAGAUCAUCCACCAGGCACAUGGAGCAAAGACGAAUGAGUUGGUGAUGAGUUUGGAGGAUGAUGACAAGCUUAUUCUGCAAGAUGGACUAACCCUAAGAGAUGCGGGCAUUGCCUUAUUCUAAAAUGGAAUAAUAAAAAUAAAAUCUGAGCCAUGAGGUUGAAGCAAUUGUCCUUAGAGCUCUGAGACAAGUUUGUCGAGGCACAGAACUGAGGAAGGGUACCAAAACAUUUCUGCAGCAGUUUGGAACCACCAAGACUAUUCCUAGAGCUCGCUGCCCGGCCAAACUGAGCAAUCUGGGGAGAAGGGCCUUGGUUAGGGAGGUGACCAAGAACCCCAUGGUCACUCUGACUGAGCUCCAGAGUUCCUCUGUGGAGAUAUGAGAACGUUCCAGAAGGACAACCAUCUCUGCAGCACUCCACCAAUCAGACCUUUAUGGUAGAGUGGCAAGACGGAAGCCACUCCUCAGUAAAUUGCACAUGACAGCCUGCUUGGAGUUUGCCAAAAGGCACCUGAAGGACUCUUAGACUAUGAGAAACAAGAUUAUCCACAGAGGAACUAUAGCUCUGUCAGUGACCAUCGUGUUCUUGGUCACCUCUCUAACCAAGGCCCUUCUCCCCCAAUUGCUCAGUUUGGCUGGGCGGGGAGCUCUAGGAAUAGUCCCUUUCCCCCAUGAAGCUGGUUGAGAGAAUGCAAAGCUGUCAAAGGCAAAGGGUGGCUACUUUGAAGAAUCUCAAAUAUAAAAUAUAUUUGGAUUUGUUUAACACUUUUUUUGUUGUUUGGUUACAUGAUUCCAUGUGUUAGCUCAUAGUUUUGAUGUCUUCACUAUUUAAAAAAAAUAGUAAAAAACAAAGAAAAACCCUGGAAUGAGUAUGUGUCCAAACUUUUGACUAGUACUGUAUGUGUAUUUGGAAAGUAUUCAGACCCCUUGACUUAUUUUGUUUGCAAGUGUUUUAAAAAUAAAAAAGAUACCUUAUUUACAUAA